CAUCAGAUAUCACACACCAACAUCAACAAAAUAAUUUGUGUUCAGAUACAAAAAGUACUCAAUCACUUCCUACCAAAAAAGAAAGAAAGAAAAACUCAAUUACUAACAAAGUUCACAAAUCUAAGCUUCAUGGCGUCCAAGAUGCAAAGAACAACCAGUUGCACCACUGGAAACGAGCAGCAACGUAGCCAGCUACAAAGACGAGGUCCGUCUUUAAUGAUCAAACCAGCGUCGUUUAGUAACUGGAACGUGGUCAUCCCUCUCCUCUCUCCGGUUGCUCCUUCCCCAACAUCGUCCUUCAACGACCAGUCGCAUGUUCCUCCUCCGCCGCAGAACAAGACUGAGAAACAGGGGGAAGAGGAGGUGAAGAAGACGCCGGUUUUCAAGAAAUGGAAACAUCCAGCUUCGCCAGUCUCCUACGAGCCGACGACGUUUGUCCUACCGUUCAUCUCUGUUUAGCGGAUAGCAACAACAUGUGAAGCUUGUUCGUGUAAUAUAACAACAACACGCGUCUCAACUAUUUUUACACGUUUUGUAAAAAUCUAACAGCUCACAGACACA
This is a messenger RNA of Camelina sativa (false flax), 561 nucleotides long. Lineage: Eukaryota; Viridiplantae; Streptophyta; Magnoliopsida; Brassicales; Brassicaceae. The record is from RefSeq and is a predicted model, not a curated record.